Jatropha curcas is the source of this 1187-nucleotide messenger RNA. RefSeq lists its product as uncharacterized. The record is from RefSeq and is a predicted model, not a curated record. NCBI's taxonomy places the organism in Eukaryota, Viridiplantae, Streptophyta, Magnoliopsida, Malpighiales, Euphorbiaceae.
UUAAGAUUGGGGAGGGACGCUCAGCACGUAGGGUGAAAGAAAGGAGUCAAAGCCGAGUAACAUUGCUACCGACAAGUUGUAUUAUCUCCUAUGUGAUUUCAUACAAUUUUCUAAUUUAGCGAUCCUUCUACCGAUUCUAUAUCUGCAGUUGUAGCCUUAAAACCCCAAAUUAUCAACUACUGAUAAGGGUUCUGUCUAAUACAUAACAAUCUUUAAAAAUGGGCAUGAACCACGCGGCGGUGGUGAAGGUGGCGUUGGGUUUGAUGGGAAUCUGCUUGGCUGGAUACAUAUUAGGACCGCCUCUCUACUGGCAUUUUAAGGAAGGUUUAGCCGCCGUUAGCCACUCUUCUUCCACUUGCUCUCCUUGCGUUUGCGAUUGCACUUCUCAGCCUCUUCUCUCCAUUCCUCCAGGAUUGAGCAAUACUUCUCUUGCAGAUUGUGCAAAGCAUGAUCCAGAAGUGAGCGAAGAUACAGAAAAGAAUUUUGCGGAUCUAUUGACAGAGGAACUGAAGCUGCGGGAGGCUGAAGCUUUGGAGAGUCAACGGCGGGCUGACAUGGCGCUACUUGAGGCUAAGAAGAUGACGUCUCAGUAUCAAAAAGAAGCAGACAAAUGCAAUUCCGGGAUGGAAACUUGUGAAGAAGCAAGGGAGAAAGCUGAAGCUGCAUUAGCAUCCCAAAAGAAAUUGACUGCAUUGUGGGAGUUGAGAGCUCGUCAAAGAGGAUGGAAAGAAGGUAUGACCAAAUCUCGUGCUCAGGGAAAAGUCGAGUCCAUGUAGUGGCUGAACCAUUAUGGCAUGAUAUUAUGCAUCCUCACUGUACUCUGCAAUGCUAGGUAUGAUGAAAGUUCGUAGGUACUAGGGUAAAGUUUGGCAUGAUACAAAUCUGAUUUAUGUCUCAGUUUCACGGUCAAGUAUAGAUACCUUUGUUCUUAGGGAGGAGCCUUUUGAAGCAAACAGCACUUGUAAAAAAAAUUGCAAAAUGUGUGUUUUUCUACUAUAUUGAUCUUUAUCAUAUAAAACUCUGGCAAUAGGAAGCUACUUAUUUUAGUCGCAAAUACAAUGUAUUCGCAAUAUUUGAUUACUAUUGUGGAAGCAAAAAAACAAUUUUUGAUUGGACAUUACAAGGCAAUACUAAAAAAAAGGUUUGCUUUGUCGAAACUAAAAAUAAAUUCGUUGUAGUUCUUUUUA